This is a messenger RNA of Baudoinia panamericana UAMH 10762, 978 nucleotides long. RefSeq lists its product as uncharacterized. NCBI's taxonomy places the organism in Eukaryota, Fungi, Ascomycota, Dothideomycetes, Mycosphaerellales, Teratosphaeriaceae. The annotation marks the transcript as partial. The record is from RefSeq and is a predicted model, not a curated record. The transcript has 4 exons.
CCACCAGCCGAGAGUCUGCGCAAUGCCAAUCUCAAGCUGGACACAAUGUCACCCGUGACGCAGAAUGGCAGCUUUGUCUUCGACAGAAUCAUCAAAUCAGGACAAGUUCUGAAACGAACAAGGAAGACGAAGACAUGUACGCAGGCAUGGAAACCCAUUUACAUUGUGCUUCGACCGAACUUGCUCUCUAUAUACCGAGAUAGCUCCGAGUCCAAGUUGAGGCAUCAAAUCAACCUGUCAGACGUCACCGCGGUCGCGCGGCGGAAAGACCCCAAGCGGCAGGGAAAGUUCGUCUUCGGCGUCUUCACACCGGCCAGGAACUUCCAUUUGGAAGCGCAGAAUGAGCAGGAGGCACAAGAAUGGGUGGAAUUGGUACGACGCGAGGCCCACAUGGACGAAGAGGAAGAGGAGAUGUACCUUGCUAGUCCGGGUGGUGCGACGACCGUAUACCAUCGUGGCAACACGGGUGUCAGUUCCGCCAGCGCAGUCAGUGGUAGAAGACCUUCACAAGUGGACUACUCUGGAGCGGAGCAUGGAUCCUACUCCGACUUCUCAGACUUUACCCCUGCAGCGCGGUUGUCUAAUUUGUCGUUAGCGACCGAUCCGCGACCAUCGACAAGUUCGACCCAGCCGCAGCACUCUGUAUACGGCCCCAAUUCCGAUCCCGAACGCGUCGUCUACCACGGCUACAUCUUCCUCCUCAAGUCAGCAACCGGUGUGCGAUCUUGGAAGAAGGUCUGGAUGGUGCUACGGCCGAAAGCCAUAGCCCUGUACAAAAACGACUCGGAGUAUACGGCCAUGCUCAUCCUACCCUUCAGCACCAUCAUCGACGUGGUGGAGAUUGAUCCUAUCAGCCGGAGCAAGACCUCUUGCAUGCAGAUCAUAAACGAGGAGCGCAAUUACCGCUUUUGUGCGCUUGACGAGGAGAGCCUGGCACGGUGGCUGGGAGCAUUUAAGAGUGUGCUUAGCAAGCGUAAG